AUGCACGCUAGUUGCCGGUCCUGGGUUGUAAUAGCGCUCGUGGCUGGCGUUAUCUCCAUCGCGAACAGCAACUUCAUCAUUCUUCUGCGUCUCUGGGUGCUCUGGGAGCGCCAGAAGCGCUUGAUUGCGUUCACGUUCUGUUUGUUCGUUAUCUGCCAGCUCUCCACUAUGGGCAUUGUCGUUUUGGCUUGCAUCAGGUCGUACCAGUCGAUCGUUUACUACGCUCCUUUGAAGACUUGUUUGUUCGUGACGAGGGUGAAUGUUGCAUGGUUAUGGCUUCCUGGGGUCGUAUUUGAGUCCGCUGUAUUCACCCUGACAGUCUGGAACGCUAUGCAGCGGCCGCGUAUCCACGACAGAGCGCUGACGAGACAGUUCUAUCGCGAUGGCGGGAUGUUCUUCACGGUCGUCUUUGCUAUGCGCGUACUCAACAUGGCUAUAGCCUUCAUAGCGCCCGCUUCGCUUAUGACACUUGGGGCAUUCUUUAUCUGGUGCAGUACAACCUUGACCGUCAGCCGGCUGGUCAUGAAUCUGCGCCGUACUGCUAUGCAAAACCCGCCUCUGCCAUUGACAGAGAUCUCCGAGACUCAUACCGGUAUCGUACGCACGACAACGGUGACCCAGGUGGUCCAGCACGAGCACUACGAAGGCGGCAGCCAGCUUAGCCGGAAUACGACGGGCGACUUCCUGGAGCUGCACGAUAUAAGCGAUUGA
Molecule: messenger RNA, 711 nt
Organism: Peniophora sp. CBMAI 1063
Lineage: Eukaryota; Fungi; Basidiomycota; Agaricomycetes; Russulales; Peniophoraceae
Source: the annotation of a GenBank genome assembly